AUGAGCUUGGAGAAGUAUUUUUGUAAAGUUUCAAAAAUAAGUUCAACGUCUCAAAAUCAAUCCCAACAAAAUGAAGAUGGUGAUCAAAUAAAAAUACCAUCUCAGUCUUCUCAGAGACAAAAAUUUGAUGUAAAUGAUCUAAAGGCUGACCCCGCUGAAAAACCUCCAAUUUUGAGUUAUCCUCCGAACAUUCGUGAUGAGAUAAGAAGGGAAUACAUUCCAAAACAUCCUUGCCAGCCUCGAGAUCAUGAGUUUUCUCAAACAAACUUUCUAAAACUCCACUUGGAAUAUAGUGUAAGUGCAGAUGCAGCUUAUUGUUUGCCUUGUUAUUUAUUUCAAGGCGAAAGCAUUCAUCAAGGUGGUGGUAAUACAUUUUCGACAAAGGAAUUUAGAAAUUGGCACAGAAAAAAUAGCUUUGCAACACAUAUUGGUCCUCGAAAUAGCAUUCAUAAUCAAUCAAAAAGGAAGUGUGAAGAUCUUAUGAGGGAAGAACAAUCUAUUGAGGCUGCAUUUUACAAGUUGGACGAGAAAAGUAAGAAUGAAUAUCGAGUUCGGUUAAAUACUUCAAUCGAUGUGGUCCGAUUUCUUCUAAAUCAAGGUUUAGCACUUCGUGGUCAUGAUGAAAGUGAAUCAUCCUUGAACAAAGAUAUUGUGACUGCGUGUAAGAUUGAAACAAUCAAAACUAUAAUAAAAGAUUUAGAUGGUGACUUCUUUGCUUUGUUGGUUGAUGAAUCAAGAGACGUAUCACGCAAAGAACAAAUGGAUAUUUGUUUACGAUAUGUUGAUAAAAGGGGAUUUGUGAUAGAAGCAUUUAUUGGACUUGUUCAUGUUAAAGAUACUAGUGUUUUAUCUCUAAAGAAAGCAAUUGUGGAUGUACUUGCUCACCAUUCUUUAACUUUAGCUUAUGUAUGA
Messenger RNA from Capsicum annuum, 912 nucleotides. RefSeq lists its product as uncharacterized. The transcript has 2 exons. NCBI's taxonomy places the organism in Eukaryota, Viridiplantae, Streptophyta, Magnoliopsida, Solanales, Solanaceae. Bases 1 to 912 code for a protein of 303 amino acids. The record is from RefSeq and is a predicted model, not a curated record.